GUGGUGACGCCCGAACGCGACGAGAAGCAGUACAGAAGAUGCCGCCUGAGCAAUGGUUUGGAAGUGUUGCUGAUUUCAGACGCGACGCUGUGCGGCGCGGACGACGACGGCGCCGGCGCGGGCGCGAGCGAGGACGAUGGUUCGGCCAGCGAGGAUGCGUCGGGGAUGGAUCACGACGAAGACACGGAUGGGGAGGAGGAGGAGGGUGAUGACGAUUCCGACGACGGCGGCGGCUCGAGCGGCGGCGGAAUGAAACUGGCGGCGUGUUCGAUCGCGUUCGACGUCGGCUACUUCGCGGAUACGGACGAGUGCGAUGGGUUGUCGCACUUUCUCGAACACAUGGUGUUUAUGGGAAGCGAAAAGUACCCGGGGGAGAAUUUCUUCGGCGAGUGGUUGAACGAGCACUGGGGCUCGGACAACGCGUCGACGGAUAGCGAGAAUACGAUUUUUUAUUUCGAAUGCAAUCCGAAGAAUCUACGAGAGGCGCUGGAGAUAUUCAGUGGGUUCUUUGUCAAUCCGUUGGUGAAGCUGGACAGCGUCGAUCGCGAGGUGACGGCGGUGGAGAGCGAGUUCGAGCGCGUGGUGAAUAACGAUACGGUGCGCGCCGAGUUGUUGUUAUCGUCGCUGGCGGCGAAAGGGCACCCAUACACGAAAUUUGGAUGGGGUAACCGCGCGUCGUUGACACAAAGCCCGCCGUAUAAGGAAGGUCGCAUGCGUGACGUGUUGUUGGAGCACUGGAGAAGGCAUUAUCACGCCAAGCGCAUGUCAAUUGCGCUCGUCGGGGCGGAGGAUUUGGACGAACUUGAGAGUUGGAUCGUAGAGAUUUUCGGUGACAUGCGCGACGACGGGGACGAAGUGAUUGAUUUAAACAUCGCGCAUUCUUCACCGUAUGCGAACGCGGUACCCAUCCGCGUGUUAACGGCGCAAGUGAAGGAUGGUCAACACGUUUCUAUCACGCACGAACUCCCGGCUUGGACGCAAAAGAAUUACAAGCACAAGUCGGCGACUUACAUGGAGACCUUGAUCGGACACGAAGGACACGGUUCUUUGUUUGCUGAGCUGAAGCGUCGAGGAUGGGCGAGCGAUUUGCGUUCGGGUGUGGGCGCAGGUGGGAUUGAUUCGUCUACCGCCGGCGCGCUCUUUGGCACUACGAUCAAGCUCACGGAUGAUGGUUUGACUCACGUCGACGAUGUCAUCGGGCUGUUUUUCGCGUACGUCAAUAUGCUUCGCGCCAAAGGCCCGCAGGAGUGGUUUUGGAAUGAAAUCAAGCAAUUGGCUGAUAUUGACUUUAGAUUUCGCGAACCCGAAGACGCGAGCGAGUACUCUGAACGUUUGGUGGCAGAUAUUCGAAAGUACGCCCCCGAAGACAUCUUGCGCGGAGCGGAUUUAUUUGAAACGUACAAGCCCGAAGAAAUUCGAGAAAUUAUUGAUUUGAUGACGCCUCAAAAGGCCAUCAUCGUCGUGCAAAAUCAUGCGUGGAACGGCGAAGGCGAGAACGUUGAGCACGAGCGAUGGAUUAACUUUCCAUACAAAAAGGAGGCUUUAGAUUCGGCGCUGUUGGAGACUUGGGCAAACGCAGACGCGGGCGAGCGCUUACAUUAUCCAUCACCGAACCCAUACAUUGCGAGUGAUUUCAGGUUACGAUCACCGGCGAGCGAACACAAAGACGCGUUGUUUUCACCCACGAUCGUGCACGAUUGCAAAGUCAGUCGCAUCUGGCAUCGUCUUGAUGACCGAUUCAACCAGCCACGGUCGUGCAUGUACUUUCAAGUAUCGCUGCCGCACGUACCUGAGGGUGCAUUCGGUAUGAUGUUGAUCCAGCUUUUCGUCGCCAUGGUGGAAGAUUGCGUGAACGAGUCCGUGUAUUACCCUGCGCAUCUUGCUGGAAUGGAAGUCGACAUCGGCGCGUCGGCUUCUUAUUCUGGUUUCGUGCUCUCACUCGAAGGUUUGAGCGACAAGCUCGGCGAGGUCGCGUUGUCGUAUUUCAAAACGAUGACUUCGUUAAAGAUCGACGCUGAUCGAUUCGAAAAGCGCAAAGAAGAAAGAUUGCGAGACGUCCAUAAUCUGUGCUUGAAUCCCGCUAGGCACGCAAAGCGCGCGCUCGAGGUAUUGCUCAAGCAAAAGGACGCGACGCAAGAGGACAAAGCAAAUGCACUCCAGGAGAUGACCGCAGCGGAUUUGCAAGCGUUUGCGGAUGGAAUUUGGCAGCAUGCGCACGUCGAAAGUCUGAUGAUUGGCAACUUGACAAAGGAUGAAGCCUGCGACGUCGGCGAACGCAUUCGCGCAUGCCUUCCAGGCGCGCCGAUUCCUGAUAACAGCUGGCCGGAAACUCGCAUCGCGCGCGUACCUCAGGGUGCGCACUUGUUUAGCAUCAAGGCAAUCAACGCUGACGAGACGAAUAACGUGGUGCUGUACUAUUUUCAGCUCGGUGAGAGCACGUGGCGAGGUCGGGCGUUCAUCAUUUUGAUGCAAUCGCUCAUGCACGAAAAACUCUUCGACCAGCUCAGAACGAAGGAGACUCUCGGCUAUAGCGUGAGCUGCUCGUUUGACUCGACGCAUGAAAUCUUGGGUUAUCGAGUUUCCGUCGAGUCCGCGUUCCACCCGCCGCAUUUCGUUUCGAGUCGCAUGGCAGCCUUCUUGCGAUCAUUUCCCGAGAUCCUUGACAACAUGGAUGACGCUUCUUAUGAAAAGACUCGCCAAAGCGUCGUCGAUGAUAUAUUGGCAGACGAUGUCAACUUACGCGAAGAAGCCAUACGACACUGGGCGCAUCUCGUGAAUCAAAAGUACCAGUUUCAUCGCGGUCGUCAUGUGGCGCAAAUAAUCUCCGAAAUCUCAAAGCGAGAGGCGGCAGAUUGGUGCCGAGAGUUCAUUCAGCCAUUCGCACCUGGAAGUAGACACGUGAGCGUGCACAUU
This is a messenger RNA of Ostreococcus lucimarinus CCE9901, 2913 nucleotides long. RefSeq lists its product with no specific name. The annotation marks the transcript as partial. Gene Ontology annotation, biological process: proteolysis. The record is from RefSeq and is a predicted model, not a curated record. Lineage: Eukaryota; Viridiplantae; Chlorophyta; Mamiellophyceae; Mamiellales; Bathycoccaceae. Gene Ontology annotation, molecular function: metalloendopeptidase activity; metal ion binding. The transcript has a single exon.